CCCCUCCCCGCGCGAGUGUCUCCCUCUCGCUCCCUCUCUCCCUCUCUCUCCCUCUCUCUCUCUCUCUCUCUUUUGUGAGUUAUAGCAACCGUUGCCUUGUGAAUCAAGCGCCAUAGUCACCGUAGUCCUGGCGACUGUUACCCAUCAACAACAACUACUCCUCUCCUCCUCCUCCUCCUCCUCUUCCUCCUCCUCCUCCUCCUCCUCCCCACCACCAUCUCCAUCACCCACCAACAACACCACAAUAAUCCACAGCCAAGAGAUUUUUAUCAGAGGGAUGUAGACUGGAAUCUGCAAUGGUUCUCACAAUCUCAGAGUGAGAUCACCAUGCAGACAUCAGAGACCGGGUCAGACACAGGUUCGACAGUGACUUUGCAGACAUCUGUGGCUAGUCAAGCAGCAGUGCCUACUCAAGUGGUACAGCAAGUGCCGGUGCAGCAGCAGGUCCAGCAGGUCCAGACUGUUCAGCAGGUUCAGCAUGUCUAUCCAGCUCAGGUGCAGUAUGUGGAAGGAAGUGAUACUGUCUAUACCAAUGGAGCAAUCCGAACAACAACUUAUCCUUACACAGAAACACAGAUGUACAGCCAAAACACCGGAGGAAAUUACUUUGACACUCAAGGAAGCUCUGCACAGGUGACGACCGUAGUCUCCUCCCACAGCAUGGUGGGCACUGGUGGUAUUCAGAUGGGCGUCACAGGAGGGCAACUCAUCAGCAGCUCUGGAGGAACUUAUCUGAUUGGCAACUCAAUGGAGAAUUCUGGUCAUGCAGUGACACAUACAACUCGGGCCUCCCCAGCGACAAUUGAAAUGGCGAUUGAGACGCUGCAAAAGUCUGACGGUCUGUCCACUCACAGAAGCUCUCUUCUCAACAGCCAUCUCCAGUGGCUGUUGGACAAUUAUGAGACAGCAGAAGGAGUGAGCCUUCCAAGAAGCACUCUGUAUAACCACUACCUUCGCCACUGUCAGGAACAUAAACUGGACCCAGUCAAUGCUGCUUCUUUUGGAAAACUAAUAAGGUCAAUUUUUAUGGGGCUACGUACCAGGAGAUUGGGCACUAGAGGAAACUCCAAGUACCAUUACUAUGGGAUUCGUGUGAAACCAGAUUCCCCUCUUAAUCGUCUGCAAGAAGAUAUGCAGUAUAUGGCUAUGAGACAACAGCCUAUGCAGCAGAAGCAAAGGUACAAGCCCAUGCAGAAAGUGGAUGGGGUUGCAGAUGGUUUCACAGGAAGUGGUCAACAGACAGGCACAUCUGUUGAACAAACUGUAAUUGCCCAAAGUCAACAUCAUCAACAGUUUUUAGAUGCAUCUCGAGCACUUCCAGAGUUUGGAGAAGUUGAAAUCUCUUCUCUGCCAGAUGGUACUACCUUUGAGGAUAUCAAGUCACUACAGAGUCUUUAUCGAGAGCACUGUGAGGCAAUAUUGGAUGUUGUUGUGAAUCUUCAAUUUAGCUUGAUAGAAAAAUUGUGGCAAACAUUCUGGCGCUACUCUCCCUCUACUCCAAAUGACGGCACUACCAUUACUGAAUCAAGCAAUCUGAGUGAAAUAGAAAGUCGACUUCCGAAAGCAAAGCUGAUAACUCUGUGCAAACAUGAGUCUAUCCUGAAAUGGAUGUGUAACUGUGACCAUGGGAUGUACCAGGCUCUGGUGGAGAUUCUCAUCCCCGACGUCCUUAGACCCAUUCCUAGUGCCUUGACCCAAGCCAUUCGAAAUUUUGCAAAAAGCCUUGAAGGUUGGCUUUCUAAUGCCAUGAACAAUAUUCCACAGAGAAUGAUACAAACCAAGGUUGCCGCUGUAAGUGCCUUUGCCCAGACUCUGCGACGAUACACGUCACUCAAUCAUCUGGCCCAGGCAGCUCGCGCAGUGCUUCAGAACACUUCCCAGAUCAACCAGAUGCUCAAUGACCUCAACCGUGUUGACUUUGCCAAUGUCCAGGAGCAGGCUUCCUGGGUGUGCCAGUGUGAUGACAACAUGGUUCAGAGAUUAGAAACAGACUUCAAGAUGACCCUUCAGCAGCAGAGCACGCUGGAGCAGUGGGCUGCAUGGCUGGACAAUGUGAUGAUGCAAGCACUGAAGCCCUAUGAAGGAAGACCCAGUUUCCCUAAAGCCGCCAGGCAGUUUCUGUUAAAAUGGUCUUUCUACAGCUCAAUGGUCAUCCGGGACCUAACCUUACGCAGUGCUGCUAGCUUUGGCUCCUUCCAUCUGAUCCGGCUGCUCUAUGAUGAGUACAUGUUCUACUUGGUGGAGCAUCGUGUUGCUCAGGCAACAGGAGAGACACCCAUUGCAGUAAUGGGUGAGUUCUUUCUCAGUGAAUUUCACCAUGAUCCCGAGUCUUCUCAUUCUCAAGUCUCUUAUAAUUCAUUUGGUGAUUUAAAUGCUGUGUCUCCAGGAAAUCUGGAUAAAGAUGAAGGCAGUGAAGUGGAAAGUGAGAUGGAUGAAGAGCUGGAUGACUCCUCGGAGCCUCAAGCCAAAAGAGAGAAAACUGAGCUGAGCCAGGCGUUCCCCGUGGGCUGCAUGCAGCCUGUUCUAGAGAGCAGCGUGCAGCCAAGCCUCCUGAGCCCCAUCCACAGUGAGCACAUCGUCCCCAGUACUCAGACUAUCAGGCAGUGCAGCGCCACAGGAAACACCUACACUGCAGUCUAGCUACAUUAAAGCUUAUUUUUCCAGCUUACGUUAACCCUGUUGAUAUUGGGCUUACGUUGAAUUUCUAACAAGCCUGAAGGUCGACUGUUUUCAAAUUCUAUCUGUAAUGAACAUUACCUUUUUGGAGUUGUGAAAUGGAAUGGGUGUAUGUAUUUUUCCAGGUGUUUUUUUUU
Messenger RNA from Jaculus jaculus (lesser Egyptian jerboa), 2813 nucleotides. It is a transcript of the gene Rfx3, whose product is annotated as regulatory factor X3. Gene Ontology annotation, cellular component: nucleus. The record is from RefSeq and is a predicted model, not a curated record. The transcript is spliced from 19 exons. Gene Ontology annotation, molecular function: RNA polymerase II cis-regulatory region sequence-specific DNA binding; DNA-binding transcription factor activity, RNA polymerase II-specific. NCBI's taxonomy places the organism in Eukaryota, Metazoa, Chordata, Mammalia, Rodentia, Dipodidae. Gene Ontology annotation, biological process: regulation of transcription by RNA polymerase II. The coding region runs from base 328 to 2640 and encodes 770 amino acids.